GGUCUUGCCUUUACUUUGGAAGAACGGCAAUUGUUGGGCAUUCAAGGUCUCUUGCCGGCCGUUGUUAAAACCGAAGAUGAACAAGUUCAGCACUCUUUAAUACUGCUCGAUCGUUUGGAAAAUGAUCUGGAUAAAUACAUGUACUUAAAUGCUUUGGCCGAACGUAAUGAACGUCUCUUCUAUAAAGUAUUAGCCUCAGAUGUGUCAAAAAUGAUGCCAUUGGUGUAUACGCCCACUGUGGGCUUGGCUUGUCAAAAGUUCAGUUUGAUUUUUCAACAUCCCAAAGGUCUUUAUAUUACCAUCAAGGAUAAGGGUCAUGUUUAUGAUAUUUUAAAGAAUUGGCCUGAGACUGAUGUGCGUGCCAUUGUCGUGACAGAUGGUGAACGUAUUUUAGGUUUGGGUGAUUUGGGUGCCAAUGGCAUGGGUAUACCUGUGGGUAAAUUGUCUUUGUACACCGCUUUGGCCGGCAUUAAACCCAGUCAAUGUUUACCCAUUACCUUGGAUGUGGGCACCAAUACCGAAUCUAUUCUCAACGAUCCUCUAUAUAUAGGCAUACGUGAGAAACGUGUUACUGGUGAAGUGUAUGAUGAGUUUAUUGAAGAAUUUAUGACAGCCGCUGUGCGUCGUUUUGGCCAAAACUGUUUGAUACAAUUUGAAGAUUUUGCCAAUGCCAACGCUUUCCGCCUUUUGGCCAAGUACCGCAAUGACUACUGCACUUUUAAUGAUGACAUACAGGGUACAGCUUCUGUGGCUGUUGCCGGUCUGCUAGCUUCUCUGAAAAUCAAGAACACCAAAUUAAUGGAGAACAAGAUAGUAUUCUUCGGCGCUGGAGAAGCUGCCUUGGGUAUUGCCAAUUUAUGUUUGAUGGCUUUAAUGAAGGAAGGUCUCAGUGAGGCUGAAGCAAAGAAACUUAUCUGGAUGAUUGAUAGUAAGGGACUUAUCGUACAAAAUCGUCCCUCGGGAGGUCUGACCGAGCAUAAAUUACGUUUUGCUCAACCCCAUGAACCCAUCGACACAUUGGCCGAUGUUGUACGUAUUGUACGCCCGACAGUUUUAAUUGGUGCCGCUGCUAUUGGUGGUGCCUUUACACCCGAAAUUCUUGAAAUGAUGGCUGAAUUCAAUGAAAUGCCCAUUAUUUUUGCCCUUUCUAAUCCAACUAGUAAAGCUGAGUGUACCGCCGAACAAGCCUACAGUUACACUAAGGGUAAAUGUAUUUUUGCUUCUGGAUCUCCCUUCAAUCCCGUUGAAUAUAAUGGCAAGAAUUACUAUCCCGGUCAAGGUAAUAAUUCGUAUAUUUUCCCUGGUGUUGCCUUGGGUGUUCUUUGUGCCGGUAUGUUAACCAUACCGGAAGAUGUGUUCCUGUUGUCAGCUGAACGCUUAGCAGACUUAUGUUCGGCCGAAGAUUUGUCCAAGGGUUCUCUAUAUCCACCUUUGAAUCGCAUUACUGAAUGUUCUAUGGAAAUUGCUGCUUAUAUUAUGGAAUAUGCUAUGCAAAUGGUUUGGCAACUGUUCGUCCUGAACCCCACGACAAACAUGACUUCAUAA
Lucilia sericata (common green bottle fly) is the source of this 1545-nucleotide messenger RNA. Its product is annotated as NADP-dependent malic enzyme-like. The record is from RefSeq and is a predicted model, not a curated record. NCBI's taxonomy places the organism in Eukaryota, Metazoa, Arthropoda, Insecta, Diptera, Calliphoridae. Gene Ontology annotation, biological process: pyruvate metabolic process; malate metabolic process. Gene Ontology annotation, molecular function: malate dehydrogenase (decarboxylating) (NADP+) activity; NAD binding; malate dehydrogenase (decarboxylating) (NAD+) activity. Gene Ontology annotation, cellular component: mitochondrion.